Messenger RNA from Heteronotia binoei (common prickly gecko), 1341 nucleotides. Its product is annotated as vomeronasal type-2 receptor 26-like. The record is from RefSeq and is a predicted model, not a curated record. The coding region runs from base 1 to 1341 and encodes 446 amino acids. Gene Ontology annotation, biological process: G protein-coupled receptor signaling pathway. Lineage: Eukaryota; Metazoa; Chordata; Lepidosauria; Squamata; Gekkonidae. Gene Ontology annotation, cellular component: membrane. Gene Ontology annotation, molecular function: G protein-coupled receptor activity. The transcript has 4 exons.
AUGAAGUGCCCCCAGAAUGACCCUAUCCCUGUCCCACAUGAGUGGUACCAGCCAGGAGAGCUUCUUGUUGGUGGGAUGUCCUCUCAGAUAAUUUACAAUCCUAAUUACUUCAAGUUCGAGACACAUCCUUUGAAGGACUUGUUUGGGGUUUCAGAUUAUUAUGAUGUGAAGAUGACCUAUCGUACUACUCUGGACCUGCUAUUCAAAUUACAUCGAUUUAUCCCUAACUAUAACUGCGAUAUCCAGAAAAAUCUAAUCGCCAUUGUUGGGGGACUUGGCUAUGAUAUCUCCUACCAUAUGGCAGACAUCAUAAAUCUCUACAAAAUCCCACAGCAAGAGCUGAUGAAAGCUGAAGGCACAUGUACUGGGGAAGAGAAGCUGGGAGAUCUCCCUGGGUCCGUUUUUGAAAUGUACAUGACUGGCCACAGUUACAACAUGGAUGCCUGCUUUCAAUGCACAAAAGAUCACUAUCCAAGUAAGGGCCAUCAAUGUAUUCCUAAAGUUAUAAACUUUCUGUCAUAUGAAGAACCUUUAGGGAUUGCUUUAGUUUCACUUGAUGUUUCAUUUUUGCUCCUCACAGUCUUGGUGCUAAGCAUUUUUAUUAAACACAGAGGUACUCCCAUCGUCAAAGCCAACAACCGGGAUGUUACCUAUGCUCUCCUCAUCUCUAUCCUUCUUUGCUUCCUCUGUUGUUUCCUCUUCAUUGGAAGACCAAUAAAGUUGACUUGCUCCCUCCAGCAAUCUGCUUUUGGCAUCAUCUUCUCUGUGGCUGUUUCUUGUGUCUUGGCCAAAACCAUCACUGUGGUUUUAGCAUUCAUGGCCACUAAACCAGGGUCCAGCAUGAGGAAGUGGGUGAGGAAGCGUCUGACCAACCUUAUUGUCCUUUCCUGCUCCAUGAUUCAAAUCUGUAUUUGUACAGUGUGGCUAGGAACCACUCCUCCAUUCCCAGACUGGGAUGCACUGUCAAUGGAUGAAGAGAUUAUAGCAGAAUGUAAUGCAGGGUCUGUCCUCAUGUUCUACAUUGUCCUGGGCUACAUGGGAUUUUUGUCCCUCAUCAGCUUGAUUGUGGCAUUCCUUGCCAGGAAGUUACCAGACAGUUUUAAUGAAGCCAAGUUUAUCACCUUCAGCAUGUUGAUCUUUUGUAGUGUUUGGUUGACAUUUCUUCCAACUUACCUGAGUACCAAAGGGAAAUACAUGGUAGCUGUGGAGAUCUUCUCCAUCUUAGCCUCCACUGCUAGUUUACUGGGAUGUAUAUUUACUCCCAAAUGCUACAUUAUUCUAGUGAGACCUGAAUUAAACAACAGGGAACAGCUGAUGGGGAAAAAUAAGCAUAUUAUUUAG